AUGUUUGCUAAUCGAACUGCAACAAUGGCACUAGAAGAACUGGCAUAUGCUAAGUACGAUUGCAAAAGAUCAUAAUCCGAGGAAAACAGAAUUUUUUUCAGGAUGAAAAUAAUAAUUGUAUAUCUCUGUGGUUUAUACAGAAUUUAUGUGCCAGAAUAAAUGAUGAAUAUUUGCGAUCAUAACACAUAUUUCUUAACACAAUUUGUAGACGAAAUACAACUUCUAUUUGUAGAAAAUUGAAAAAAAAUUUGAAAUACUCAAUAAAGCCUAAACCAAUCUUGAUCAUUUUUUUCUUAAAAUUCUUUCUAAUUUAAAUUUCAAUAAUUUCAAUCUUCGGAGCAUAAACGUGAAGCCUAUUUUGAAAAUGUUUGAACCACUUUAUCCACUAACUGAGCAUCUUUAUGUAUCACAGAAAACUGUCCCAGACAGUACUGAACGAAUUAUAUACUUAAAAAAAGUGAAAUUGCUUUCAUUCAUUUCUUUUUUUAGGUGAGGAUUUCGUCAGAAUUUAUCCCCUUAAAGGACUAGAAUCCUAUUUAUCAUCAGACUCUUUGUAUUUUAAGAGAAAAUUCUUUAAGAAAUCUUUUCAGAAGUAAAUGGGUUACAUGAAUUUCGGCCCAAGGAAUUUUCGAGCCGGACUUUCGGCCUCAAAUGAAUUUUUUUUUAUCAUAAAACUGGGUCAUUCUCAUCCUCAUAUCCAUUUCAUAAUGGGCCGAAAGUCCGGUCCGAAAAUUCCUUGGACCGAAAUUCUGGGCUCCCUUAUCAUUACCCAUAAUUUACUAAUUUUCUUGCGGUGACAUAAAAGCUAAUGUACAUGUUUUUUUAUAAAGAUUUCUUAUAUUAAUUUCAUUUAUAUCACUUGAUUUACUGUUGAUAAAUGCAGAUUGAAAACCCAAAUCUUGUAAUUUGCUGUAAAUACCAGAGACGUGCACAGGACAGGGCGCAAUUUUGAUUUUUGCCCUGUCCUGCCGCCCGCCAGGACGAGAUAGCUGGCAGGACAGGUCAGGACAGGACGAAAAAGCUUGUCCUGUUGUCCUGCAGUUUUCUUAAUCAAGCUUCUGGAAGAUCGGCAAUUUGGUGAAUUUCUAGGAUAAAAUUCGCCAAUUGUAAUCCU
Molecule: messenger RNA, 1114 nt
Organism: Rotaria socialis
Lineage: Eukaryota; Metazoa; Rotifera; Eurotatoria; Philodinida; Philodinidae
Source: the annotation of a GenBank genome assembly